Erinaceus europaeus (western European hedgehog) is the source of this 2813-nucleotide messenger RNA. RefSeq names its product cartilage acidic protein 1 (gene CRTAC1). Gene Ontology annotation, molecular function: calcium ion binding. The transcript has 15 exons. Lineage: Eukaryota; Metazoa; Chordata; Mammalia; Eulipotyphla; Erinaceidae. Gene Ontology annotation, biological process: axonal fasciculation. Bases 371 to 2284 code for a protein of 637 amino acids. The record is from RefSeq and is a predicted model, not a curated record.
GCCGCCGGCUGCUGCCACUGCAAUCCCGGCUCCUAAAUCAGCGCGGGAGGCGCCCCCUCCCCCACCGGCUCCCCGGGCUCCCCGCGCCGCGAUUGGCCGCGCCUGCGCCCCCCGCCCCCGGGCCCCUGGUACCAGCAGGCGCGCCAUUGGCUGCGGGAGUCCGCCAGCCUUUACAUAAGCCGGGGCGCGCUCGAGCGGAGUUGUAUAAAGCGGGCGGGCGGGCGGCGUCGGGCUGGAGGCUCGAGGCCAGCCCGGGACCGCGGCCGCGAGCGGGGAGGCGGCGGCACAGGCGGCACUGCGCGCCCGCGCUCCGACGCCCCCAGGCGGUGGGGCUGAGAGCCGCAGGCUGGCCCGGCGCGCGGACCACGGCAUGUUCAGGAUGCUACUGUUCCUGGUGCUGCUGUGGUUUCUGCCCCCCAUGGAGGGGUCCCAGAGGUCUGAGCCUAUGUUCACGGCAGUCACCAACUCUGUCCUGCCCCCUGACUAUGACAGCAACCCCACCCAGCUCAACUAUGGCGUGGCAGUUACGGAUGUGGACCACGAUGGUGACUUUGAGAUCGUUGUAGCCGGGUACAACGGCCCCAACCUGGUUCUGAAGUAUGACCGUGCCCAAAAGCGGCUGAUGAACAUCGCUGUGGAUGAGCGCAGCUCGCCCUACUAUGCGCUGCGGGACCGGCAGGGCUACGCCAUCGGGGUCACAGCCUGUGACAUCGACGGGGAUGGUCGGGAGGAGAUCUACUUCCUCAACACCAAUAAUGCCUUUUCAGGAGUGGCCACCUACACCGACAAGCUCUUCAAAUUUCGCAAUAACCGUUGGGAAGACAUCCUGAGCGACGAGGUGAACGUGGCCCGUGGCGUGGCCAGCCUCUUUGCCGGGCGUUCGGUGGCCUGUGUGGACAGGACGGGCUCAGGUCUCUACUCCAUCUAUAUCGUCAAUUACGCCUAUGGGAACGUGGGCCCGGAUGCCCUCAUUGAAAUGGACCCUGAGGCCAGCGACCUCUCCCAGGGCAUCUUGGCGCUCAGAGAUGUGGCCGCCGAGGCUGGGGUCAGCAAGUACACAGGGGGUCGGGGUGUCAGCGUGGGCCCCAUCCUCAGCAGCAGUGCCUCGGACAUCUUCUGUGACAAUGAGAAUGGACCCAACUUCCUCUUUCACAACCGAGGUGAUGGUACCUUUGUGGACACCGCAGCCAGUGCUGGCGUGGACGACCCCCAUCAGCAUGGCCGAGGGGUGGCCCUGGCUGACUUCAACCGGGAUGGCAAAGUGGACAUUGUCUAUGGCAACUGGAAUGGCCCCCACCGUCUCUACCUGCAGAUGAGCACUCACGGGAAGGUCCGCUUCCGGGACAUCGCCUCGCCCAAGUUCUCCAUGCCCUCCCCUGUCCGCACAGUCAUCGCCGCUGACUUCGACAAUGACCAGGAGCUGGAGAUCUUCUUCAACAACUUUGCCCACCGCAGCCCCUCUGCUAACCGCCUCUUCCGCAUCAUCCGCAGGGAACACGGAGACCCCCUCAUUGAGGAGCUCAAUCCUGGGGAUGCUUUGGAGCCUGACGGCCGGGGCACAGGAGGUGUGGUGACAGACUUCGAUGGCGACGGCAUGCUGGACCUCAUCUUGUCACACGGAGAGUCCAUGGCUCAGCCUCUGUCUGUCUUCCGGGGAAACCAGGGCUUUAGCAACAACUGGCUGCGGGUGGUGCCUCGGACCCGGUUUGGGGCUUUCGCCAGAGGGGCCAAGGUCGUUCUAUACACCAAGAAGAGUGGGGCGCACCUGAGAAUCAUCGACGGGGGCUCGGGCUACCUGUGCGAGAUGGAGCCUGUGGCACACUUUGGCUUGGGGAAGGAUGAAGCCAGCAGCGUAGAGGUGACAUGGCCAGAUGGCAAGAUGGCAAGCCAGAGUGUGACCAGUGAGGAGAUGAACUCGGUGCUGGAGAUCCUUUACCCCCAGGAUGAGAGCACGCCUCAGCAACCAGUCCCUCUGGAGUGCGGCCAAGGAUUCUCACAGCAGGAAAAUGGCCAUUGCACAGACACCAAUGAAUGCAUCCAGUUCCCGUUUGUGUGCCCGAGAGACAAGCCCGUGUGUGUGAAUACAUAUGGGAGCUACAGGUGCCGGACCAACAAGAGGUGCAGUCGGGGCUAUGAGCCCAACGAGGAUGGCACAGCCUGUGUGGCUCAAGUGGCCUUUUUAGGUAGGUAUCCUUCUGCCGCCUUUAGAAUCUCCGAGCCUCUUUCUCGGGCCUUGUAUCUUUCUCUAGGCCUUGGACUUUGCCUUCAAUUAUAUGCACUUUAAAAUCCCAUCAAUAAAGAAAGAAAAAAAAAAGCCUAACUACCUUUGUGGAAAACUAAAUCUCUCCCACUGCCUGCCUCUCACCAUGCCCUGUAGUGCCAGCUGUCCACCCUCUCUGAGUGGACAGCAGGAGUGGCCGUGCUGGCACAGAGGUGUUUGGGGGACACUGGCUUUUAUGUGAACUUGGUUGCGUUUAAAGCCUCUCUUUGCGUGUUUUCUGAGAAAACAGAAAAGGAAAGUGUAUAUCAUGUACCCCCCAACCAUGCAGCCUCCCUUACUCCUGCAGAAGAAUCAAGAUAGCCCUGGCUCCUGCGUCCUGAUUGCUGUGUCCCCAGUGUCUGUCUUUGCCCUUCACAAAAAGUUCCCAGGCCGCUGAUUCCAUUGUGUGUCACAUGCCUGUGUGGUUUCUGCUCUGUACACCCUCACUUCUGGGGGUAGAGAAAGCCUUAUUGGGGUUGGCGGUGAUGAGGGGAGGGAGAGACGGUGGGUCUUUGGGACUCUUGCUAACAGUAUUAAAGCUUGAACUUGCUAA